CCGUCCUUACUCGGUGGGGUCCUCUGCAGUCUGCCAAACUUCUUAAUCCAAUACGUUCCUAGGCCAUUGAUAUCUCAGCCAAUCUGCAUAAAAAAGUCACCAAGGGCGAGUGUGCACUCACCCCCUAACCCACCCCCCAGUCUAACCGAUAAAAAGCAUACGCCAUCAAAGCGCUUCGGGAACUGCACCAGAACAAAGAGAUCGAAUGUCGUGUCGCCGGUAAGCCCGUCGAACCUCUACACAGCCUCACUGGACUAGAACCAGGUUAAUACCCGAACCAGGAAAACAAACCGUCUAUCACGCUCUCCAAGAAGCACCUGACGAAACCACGGCCUCGACGGCGGCGGCCAUGGACAAAGAAAUCCAACGCCUCCAAGAAGAGCUGCGGUCCCUGAAAGAAAGAGAAAAGAAAGCACAGGCGGAGUUGGCGCUCCUGUGCGCUACCCCUCUACUCUCUGAGCUGCGGAGCGAGGUACUCAGCCUGGAAGAAGAAACCGGGACACUUUCUGCAUCCGUGGCCCAGGCGCAGGGGGAGGAUUCGGUGCAGGUGUCCGCGCAAGAAAAGGCCGAGGUGAUUAGGGACUGGAAGUUCUGGCAGAGACAGGCGAGCGUCCGUGGUGAGAUCUGUCGGGAUCUGUGGCGGAAGUGUUCGGAGACGCUGCCGGAGGAUAUGACUCGGGAGGAGCUUUGGGUCUGGAGGGGCCUUUUCUGAAUUGAUGUUGCA
Aspergillus ochraceoroseus IBT 24754 is the source of this 724-nucleotide messenger RNA. RefSeq names its product putative TBP interacting domain protein. The record is from RefSeq and is a predicted model, not a curated record. The transcript has 2 exons. Gene Ontology annotation, biological process: meiotic joint molecule formation; homologous chromosome pairing at meiosis; meiotic strand invasion involved in reciprocal meiotic recombination. Gene Ontology annotation, molecular function: double-stranded DNA binding; recombinase activator activity. The coding region runs from base 350 to 712 and encodes 120 amino acids. Lineage: Eukaryota; Fungi; Ascomycota; Eurotiomycetes; Eurotiales; Aspergillaceae. Gene Ontology annotation, cellular component: condensed nuclear chromosome; DNA recombinase auxiliary factor complex.